GCAGUUCUAAGGUGACACUUCUCACGAUCGUUCUGUCAGAAGCGGCAUCUCGCCUUCGACUGUCAAUUUAGCAUCAACAUGAGCAGGCCGAAAGUUUUCGUGACAAGGCCCGGCGUCCCGCAAGAAGCGAUUGACAUGCUAAAAGAAAAGUGUGAGGUAGAGAUAUACAGUGAGGAUAAACCCGUCGAAAGAGAUGCCCUCCUCAAGGGCAUUCAGGGCAAGGAUGCUCUCUUCUGCUUACUUACAGACACAAUUGACAAGGCCGUUAUUGAAGCUGCUGGUCCUCAAUUGAAGGCUAUUGCAACUAUGUCUGUGGGUUACGAUCACAUUGAUACCAAAGAAUGUAAAGCCAGGAACAUCCCCGUCAGCAACACCCCUGAUGUGUCGACGGACUCCGUGGCUGAGCUGACGGUCACCUUGCUGCUUGCCGCGGGAAGGAGGCUCAUCGACGCUGCCGCUGCCAUCAAGAAGGGUGAAUGGGUCUACUCAUGGAGUCCCGUUUGGCUCUGCGGACAAGGACUGACGGGUGCUACUGUUGGAAUUGUCGGGAUGGGCAGAAUAGGUCAAGGCGUCAUGAGAAGGAUUCUGCCAUUUGGUGUAUCCAAAGUACUCUAUUUUGACGUUUUCCACCCCAUCAAACCAGCCGAAGAGAUGGGUGCCGAAUACGUAGAAUUCGAGGAACUCGCCAAGCGGAGCGACUUCAUUGUCGCCAUGUGCAAUCUCUCGGAAGAAACGCGGAAUCUCUUCAACAAGAAGGCCUUCGACCUCAUGAAACCGACAGCCGUCUUUGUCAACACCAGCAGGGGCGGUGUCGUAAACCAAGAAGAUUUGUACGAUGCCCUAAAGAAUAAGAAGAUUCGUGCGGCUGGACUUGACGUCAUGGUGCCCGAACCACUGCCCAAGGAUCACCCUCUAACUACUUUGGACAAUAUUAUCCUCACGCCACACGUCGGUAGUGCUGAAAUGUCUGUCCGUGUGAACAUGGCGAAACUGGCUGCAGAAAACAUUUUGGCUGUGUUAGAUGGUAAACCCAUGGUAUCUCCUGUGCCACUCGGUUAAUUCCACCAACUCCGUAAGUCAAUAAGCAAGGAACCCGCGCAUUCUAAUUUGAUUCAGCUCAUGAAAAAAGUGAAUUUCUUCAUUGUUUUACAUCAAACCACAUUUGUUGCUUGUAAAAGUCUUUGCAGGACUUUUUUUUACAAGCAUUUGGAGUCAAACUAAAUGUAAAGAAAAAAAAAUAUUUUCGAGUUACAUUUGUUUACUAAUCAACCAAUUAAAAACAACAAAAGCAUUGCACUAUGUCAGAAUUCGUUCAUAAAAACGUAACUCUGACUGAAAAUUUGUUAAAAAAUAUUUUUUAAACAAUUAAACUUUUCUUUAAGUCCUGUUGCACGAUUAUUGAGUUGAUGUUUACAACCUCUGCUGAGAGAUUGUUUUGGAAAAUUUUUAUUGAAGUUAAAAUCUUAGGAAUAAAAUUCCGACUCAAAAGUAGGCGAGUUCCUAGGAGAUGCACAAAAAUUUAAGCUAAUUGUUUUCUUUCAUGAGCUGCCCAAUCCUACAAAUGAUUUUGUGUACAACCAAAAUACUUCUUGUCUGGUUACAUUUUGUUCCUGUAUUCAAGAUUUAGCAUUUAUCAGCAUUAUUUUCCGUUUUUUGUCAUGUUAAUAAAUGUGAGGAAAUAACACAUUAAUUAUUUAACUGUGCUAACUCAAAUUUUAUGUGUCAGCCCUACAGACUUUAAUAUUUUUCAUUUAUGAUUGAUGUGUUCAAUUUAUUGUAUAUACAUAAAUGUUCCAGUUACUAUUUAUUAUUAGUUCUGAAAGUUUCAUGUUUACUGUUCUCAUAUACACAACAAUGGAAUAAAUCUGCCGCUUCACUUGUACAGAAGGCUGUUCUGCAAUUUUCCAUCUCAGAGUUCUAAAUCAAAUUUCCAAAAGCAUUUAAGAUCUUAUUUUUCCUGUGUUUUGUUUACGAUGGAUAAAAAAACAUAAGAAAAUUAUUGACAUUUUUUCUACCAUUUCUACUAUUUCAAACGCGAAAACUUUCUCUUUGCGCUUACUGCUACAGAAAUUAUUUUUCCGUUUAUACAUUUCUUAAAGCUUUUUACCGCAAUCAAUGUCGCCGUUCAAUGUUAAAUACUCAAAAUAAAUGACUGAUGUCAUAUUCUGAGAAAUAUGACGAUUGCAACUUUUGAAUAUCUGUUUUGAGACAUUAGUAUUCUUAAGUUGUUGUCUUUUCAUCUCAUUUUACAACGCAAAUGUAUCUAUAGAACACUCCUCUUCACGAAGAGAACUUUCAACACCUAAAGGUAGUAUUCCAAGGUUUUCCAUCUCCAGCCCUAGUCACUUUCCUAUGCCGGGCUGAUGAGUGCUAAUAAACACGAAAUUGCAGUCCUCUGGCUGGAAAUGACUGAGCUGGCGGUGUAUUUCACCUAAAGGUAGUGUUGAAGAAACUGAAACCGUUCAUUAAAAUUCUUGAUGAUAGAUAUUUUUGCUCAAAAUUAUCAAAUAGUACAAAAACAAAGUAAGAUGGAGAUGAAUUGAGCAGCUUUCUUUCGUUCUCAUAAUUACGAAUAUUUUUGCGUCCGUGCCAUUUGAGACUCGUAUUUUAAGAAAAUCCAACGCUGGACCUCAACCGCACAGGUCACUCUGUCAUCACAUGUGCUUGCUCUAUUUUACCACCAUCCGACCAAGUAAUUCCACUAUUGCGUGGUCUAAAACUUUCUAAACUGAUGACAUGUGAUUUUUGGAGCUGUAUGUGACGUUCAAAUCGAGCGUGUAUUUCUCUUAAAAUCCCAACCUUAAAGAUUGUUUAUGUGUGAGCAGAUUUAGCCAAAAGCCUUUCUUACAGAUCUGAGCAAAAUGUAUGUCAGUAGCGUUUUUACCAAACAUAUUUUUAUAGAGUUCAUUGUACCAUAACCAAGCCUUUUGAACGUGUAUUUUCCUCCCUGGUGCUAUUAAUGCAGCUUUGCUGCUUUUUCUGUCAAUGCAUUCUUGUACAUCCAUUCCGUGUUAUCCAGUAUUAACAGCCACUCUGCUAUGUGCUCAUCUGCGUUUUUGAAAAUUUUAAACACUACUACUCCUGCCAAAAAGGGUUGUUUGUCGGAAGUGACAGCUUGACUCGAUCCUUCUUUUUUUACUUCUCAGUUAUCAGGUAAAUUAGUGUUUCACAAUGUUGCCAAAGAUUAUCUCAAUAAUAUUAUUGUACUCCUUGCAUAUGUGACUUUAUUGCAAUAACUGAAGUAGAAAUUAUACACCUUAGAAUGAUCGAUCAUAUGUUACUAUUGACUACUUGUUGCUUCCUCCUAACAAGAGCUCGCAUUUAAAAUCAAAGUGAACUGCCUUCUGCUUGAAAAUGUUGUAUGCCUUUGUGGUUUUUGCCUUUAAUAAAUAUUUAUUUCUAA
This is a messenger RNA of Uloborus diversus, 3403 nucleotides long. Its product is annotated as glyoxylate reductase/hydroxypyruvate reductase-like. Gene Ontology annotation, molecular function: hydroxypyruvate reductase [NAD(P)H] activity; hydroxypyruvate reductase (NADH) activity; NAD binding. Lineage: Eukaryota; Metazoa; Arthropoda; Arachnida; Araneae; Uloboridae. The transcript is spliced from 9 exons. The coding region runs from base 79 to 1059 and encodes 326 amino acids. The record is from RefSeq and is a predicted model, not a curated record. Gene Ontology annotation, cellular component: cytosol.